AGAACAAGAGGGCGGGUCAAUCUUUGGACUUCAGGUUGGCUUGGAUUGCCAUGCUAACUUACGCAGAACACUCAGCGUGUUAAUGUUUCUACAAAGUCGACAACAGUGUGAAGACAUGAAGAUCAAGUAUGAAGUGGCUGACCUCCCCAGUGGACCGCUGGACCUCUACAGAAAAAAAGCUUCUUUUGCCUGGAAGGACAUGCUCCUCUUUCUGGAGGGAGAAGAGGUUGUGGCAUUCAAGCAACAUAUCUUCACGACUUUGGAGAACGAUCCUCUAUUCUCAAGAACACCAGGUGAAGACAUCCCUGUCGAGAGAAUGCGAGAACUCACCUUCCUCAGGGUGAAGCAACUCUUCCGCUAUGACUUCCUGACCAAAGAAGAGGUCAUGGCCAACCCGUGGAAGAUGACGAUUCUCAAUGACUGCUUGGGAAUGUUUGACUGGUCCUUAGGGGCCAAGUAUUUCCUCAACAAAGGCAUGUUUGGAGCUACGGUUGCCAACACAGGCUCGGCAAGACACAACAAAUACGUGGACAGCACUGAAGAUAUGACUACAUUCGGAUGCUUCGCGCUGACCGAGUUGAGUCAUGGCAGCAACACACGAGCCAUGAGGACCACAGCCACCUAUGACCUUUCCAGCCAGGAGUUUGUCAUCAACUCUCCAGAUUUUGAAGCUGCAAAGUUUUGGGUGGGAAACCUGGGUAAGACUGCCACACACGCACUGGUCUUCGCUCAGCUGUACACGCCAGACGGAGUGUGCCAUGGCCUGCACACCUUUGUCGUCCCGGUGAGAGAUCCGGAAACCCUGCUGGCUCUGCCUGGUGUGCUGGUUGGCGAUAUGGGCAAGAAAGUAGGCCAGAAUGGAUUGGAUAACGGGUUUGCUUUGUUCCACAACGUGAGGGUCCCGCGGGAGAAUCUCCUGAAUAAGACAGGUGAUGUGACUCCUGCUGGCAGUUAUGUGACCCCUUACAAGGAUGCCAACAAGCGUUUUGGGGUGUCUUUGGGUGCCCUGUCGGGUGGCAGGGUGUCCAUCACCAGGAUGGCUCUCACCAACCUCAAACUGGCUCUGAUUGUGGCCAUACGCUUCUCAGCCACAAGGAGGCAGUUCGGGCCCAAAGACAUGGAGGAGAUUCCUGUGCUUGAGUACCAGUUACAGCAAUGGCGCCUCAUUCCCUAUCUGGCGGCGGCGUACGCUCUUGAACAUUUCUCCAAGUCCAUCUUCAUGAACUUUGUGGAGUUUCAGAUGGGACAGCUAAUGAAAGUCGACAGUGACAGACAGGCAGAGAUGGGCCGGGAGAUCCAUGCCCUGGGCUGCUCCAGCAAGCCCCUGGGCUCAUGGAUGGCUCAGAGGGGCAUCCAGGAGUGCCGUGAGGCCUGCGGCGGUCAUGGUUACCUGGCCAUGAACCGCCUUGGAAGUCUCCGCGACGACAACGACCCCAACUGCACCUACGAGGGAGACAACAAUGUGCUGCUGCAGCAAACCAGCAACUACCUGCUUGCUUGGCUCCACGCUAAACGACUCGAUGGAGUUCGUAUUGAGUCUCCUCUUCACACUGUGGACUUCCUGGAUGAUUUCAACAGGAUCCUCGAAAGCAAGUUCACAGCACACACACUUGAUGACUGCCUGGACCCUGCAGUGUCGUUGGCUGCCUACAAGUGGCUGGUGUGUUUCCUGCUGGAGGAGAGUGACAAGAGGCUGCAGCAGCAGAGGACUUUGGGCAAGGAGGACUUUGAGGCCCGCAACGAUAGCCAGGUGUAUUACUGCCGCACGCUGGCCCUGGCCUUCAUUGAGCACUGCUGCCUUGAGCGCUUCCACGAGCUAAUUAUGGAUGAGAAGACGCCAAGCGGCCUCGUGGGAGUUCUAACUAAGCUGUGUGCUCUUUAUGGACUGUGGAGCCUCAGCAGCCACAUGGUCACACUCUACCAGGGCAAUUUUCUGAAUGGAAGGAAACCAGCUGAGUUGAUCCAGACGGCCAUUCUUACUCUGUGCACACAGCUGAAAGAUGAUGCGGUGUCACUGGUGGAUGUGAUGGCCCCCCCUGACUUUAUCCUUAACUCCCCCAUUGGUAACGCUGAUGGACAGCUCUACAAGAACCUGUGGUCCACCAUGAUGCAAGGGCACCAGGUGCUGGAGCGCCCGUCCUGGUGGAAAGAGUUCUGUGCCGACAAGCCUGUGAUUGGAUCCCUGCGAGCCAAACUGUAGCUGCCAGGCGAGCGCAGACAUCUUUGAGUGCCUUAAAUUAUUGCAUGCAGCUCUUUUUUUCAAAUGAUUUUAUUGUAGCCCUCUCACAUUAAAGCAAAUAGCAUUGAUUGCAGAGAGUUUAUGGAAAUCUGAAACAUUAAUUCACAUUUAAGUUUGCUUUGACAUUUUAUUCUUAUAUAUUGUGUACAUGAUAUACAGUAUUGUGUGACCAAGUGAAUAUGAACAAGCUUCUAGAUUAGUGAUACCAUGUCCAGAUUAAUAGUUCACUAAUAAAGCUUUUUGACACAACA
Molecule: messenger RNA, 2490 nt
Organism: Dunckerocampus dactyliophorus (ringed pipefish)
Lineage: Eukaryota; Metazoa; Chordata; Actinopteri; Syngnathiformes; Syngnathidae
Gene: acox3
Product: acyl-CoA oxidase 3, pristanoyl
Exons: 19
Coding region: 83-2200 (705 amino acids)
Biological process (GO): lipid homeostasis; fatty acid beta-oxidation using acyl-CoA oxidase
Cellular component (GO): peroxisome
Molecular function (GO): fatty acid binding; FAD binding; pristanoyl-CoA oxidase activity
Source: RefSeq, a predicted model, not a curated record